Ceraceosorus guamensis is the source of this 2030-nucleotide messenger RNA. Its product is annotated as DEAD-domain-containing protein. Gene Ontology annotation, cellular component: nucleus. Bases 323 to 1987 code for a protein of 554 amino acids. Gene Ontology annotation, molecular function: ATP binding; nucleic acid binding. The record is from RefSeq and is a predicted model, not a curated record. NCBI's taxonomy places the organism in Eukaryota, Fungi, Basidiomycota, Exobasidiomycetes, Ceraceosorales, Ceraceosoraceae. The transcript has 6 exons.
AAGCGACAGCGAGUCAUCAGCUUCAUCUGCACGCGGCGCGUCACCUCCAUCGCACGAUGCAGAAGCGGAAGCUCAAGCUGACCCAGCUUUGGCAUCGUCAAUUGCACAACCAGCACCGCUCCAAGCUUUUCCUGCAGCGCGCAGAGCAGAGGUGCCAGAUGCAAAGAUUCUCGCUGAUCAAGGGUUGCCAGAAGGCAUGAGGAGGGCAACCGUGGUGGAUCCAAAGCUGACCGCGGGCUUGAGCAGUGCAGCAGAGGGUCACAGUGACGGAACCAGCCAGACGGCUGGGGCACAGGCCGGCGCUGGAAUGGUCAGUCCAGAAAUGCAAGCGCAGUUGCAAGGCUUGGGCAUCAAGGAAUGGUUCGCAGUCCAAACGGCCGUCAUACCGCUGCUCUUGAACCAUCCAGACGCGCACUCGCUGUACCCCGCAGCAUCCACAAGCAGACUGGACGCGCGCACACUGCCACGCGACUUGUGUGUCACUGCGCCCACGGGUAGCGGCAAGACGUUGGCGUACUGCGUUCCGAUCCUCGAGGUCCUCCGACGUAGAAGGAUUCCGGCUCUUCGAGCGCUCAUCAUUCUUCCUACGCGAGAGCUGGUGAAUCAAGUUCGAGAGACUUUCGAGGUGCUGCUUAGAGCGUAUGCGACAUCCAAGUCGGCCAGCAUGGAGGCAACGACUGGGGGAGAUUCAGCUUGGAGAAAUACGAUGCCCUUGCGCAUAGCUAGCGUGACGGGCUCCAAAUCUUUUGCUAGCGAAGCGGCAAGUUUGGCGCGGUCCGAGGUGGACAUUCUUCUAGCCACGCCUGGAAGGCUGGUGGAUCACCUGCUCGGAGCUCGAGGGCAGGAUGCGGGCGAUGUGGAGGAAGACUCGAUUGGCUCGCCGAGGAACCGCGCAGGUCUAUCCGCUGCAGCUAUCUCACUGCAGCAACUAAGGUUCUUGGUGAUCGACGAGGCGGACAGGCUUUUGGGACAGAGUUUUCAAAAUUGGGCUUCGAGAUUGUUGGCUGCGCUUUCGCUCUCGGUCGAUGAGCGGCGAGCUGCUGCUCCUGAUGAGGCGAUACUGGCGCCAGCUUGGCUGAGACAACAAGCUGUCUCGCAAGGCGCGACGCUCGGUCGACAGGUGGAAGUGGAGCAGGCAAAGGGGCCAGGUAAAUGCCACGCGCAAAAGUUGCUCUUUUCGGCUACAUUGACGCGCGAUCCUGCAAAGAUGGCAGCGCUGGACCUCCACGAUCCGCACUACAUUACCGUCCGUGCCAAGCCUCGUGAGGGUGCAAAGGAUGGCCAGGACGGUUCACGUGACUUCGUUGUUGAUAUCAAGGAUGAUUUCGAACUGCCCGCUGGGCUCAAAGAACACCUGCUGGUCGUUCCGACGUCCCUCAAACCUCUGUACCUCUUGCACCUGCUCUACAGCCCGGCACCCGCCACAGCUUCUUCGAACCUGGAGUCCGCGCUACCCCUUCCACUAGGCGGAGGAAUUCUCAUCUUUACAAAGUCCGUCGAGAGCUCGACGAGACUGGUCAAGCUGAUGCAGCUGUUUGUGCAGGAACAUGCAGGCAGGAAUGCCCAGCGGACACCGCAUGCACGGCACAUCACCGUGGCGGAGUGUUCGUCUGAACUUUCGUCGGGCGAGAGACGGAGGAUCUUGUCCUUGUUCAAAAAGGGUCACAUUGACGUACUCGUCUCUUCGGAUCUCAUUGCCCGAGGCAUAGACCUGCCCUCUGUCGCACACGUCGUGUCGUACGAUGUGCCCGUGGAUAUGGCCAAGUAUGUGCAUCGCGUGGGACGCACAGCGCGGGCCAACAAUCAGGGUCACGCUUGGAGUUUGGUCGAAGAGCCAGAGGCACGAUACUUUAAGCAGAUGAUGGCUCGAUCGGGCAGGUUGGACAAGUUGAGAAGGAUCAAGCUGCAAGAUCAUGUAUUGCAACCGCUCAGACCUGCUUACGACGAGGCUCUCGGCGGUCUCGCACGAUUGUACACUAAGCAAUAACGAUGAUGCCAUGCGAGCGAUCGCGAAGUCAUCGCUUCGACGA